UUCAAAGCAAAGCAUCAAACAAAAGAUGUCUAGUUUUGAGGCUUUGAAUGUUAACAAUGAUCAUCAGAUUCAUGUGAUCAUGUUUCCAUUCCUUGCAUUUGGUCACAUAAGUCCUUUUGUUCAAUUAUCCAACAAGCUAUUCUCUAAUGGAAUUCACAUCACAUUCUUGUCAGCUUCAUCAAAUAUUCAUAGAAUCAAAACAACUCUUAAUCUCAAUCCAUCCAUCAACAUUAUUCCACUUCAGUUCCCAAAUGGCAUAACCAGCACUGCUGAAUUACCACCUGAUUUGGCUGGAAAUUUAAUCCAUGCACUUGACCUUACUCAACCUCAAAUCAAGUCUCUUUUGUUAGAACUCAAACCACAUUAUAUUUUCUUUGACUUUGCACAAAACUGGCUUCCAAAAUUAGCUUCUGAAGUUGGUGUCAAAUCUGUUCAUUUCUCAGUUUACUCUGCUAUAUCAGAUUCUUACAUUACUGUUCCUUCAAGACUUGAUGAUAUUGAAGGAAGAACCAUCACUUUUGAAGAUCUUAAGAAACCUCCAAAAGGGUAUCCUCAAAAAAACAAUAUCUCCCUCAAGACCUUUGAAGCCAUGGAUUUCAUGUUCUUGUUUACAAGAUUUGGCGACGGUUUAACCGGUUAUGAACGAGUUAUGCAGAGUCUUAGUGAAUGUUCCUAUGUAGCUUUUAAAUCAUGUAAGGAAAUUGAAGGACCUUAUAUAGAUUACAUUGAAAAACAGUUUGGAAAACAGGUUCUGUUAACUGGUCCAUUAGUUCCAGAGCCAUCAAAAGAAGUGUUAGAAGAAAAAUGGUUAAAAUGGUUGGAUAAUUUUCCAUCUAAAUCAGUCAUAUUUUGUUCAUUUGGAAGUGAGACAUUUCUAAAUAAUGAACAAAUCAAUGAACUAUCAACUGGGUUGGAACUCACUGGUUUACCAUUCAUUUUGGUUCUAAACUUUCCAUCAAACCUGUGUGCAAAAACUGAGUUGGAAAGAGCAUUGCCAAAAGGGUUUAUAGAAAGAGUGAAAGAUAGAGGAAUUGUUCACACUGGUUGGUUGCAACAACAGCUUAUUCUGAAACACAAUAGUGUUGGAUGCUAUGUUUGUCAUGGUGGAUUUAGUUCUGUGAUUGAAGCUAUAGUCAAUGAUUGUCAACUUGUGCUAUUACCUUUGAAAGGUGACCAGUUUUUCAAUUCUAAGCUUAUUGCUAAUGAUUUGGAGGUAGGGAUAGAGGUGAAUAGGAAGGAAGAAGAUGGAUAUUUUUAUAAAGAGGAUAUUGUGAAAGCUUUGAAAAUUAUGAUGGUGGAUUAUGAGAAAGAGCCAGGGAAAAGUAUAAGAGAAAAUCACAUGAAAUGGAGUAAGUUUAUGUUAAAUAAAGAAAUUCAGAAUAAAUUUAUCAUUGAUCUUGUUGAACAGUUGAAGUCUUUGGCUUAGUAUUAAUCCACUUUCUCAUGAUGGAAAAUAAGGUCUUUUGUGCAUGUAUGUAUUUCUUUUACCUUUUUAGUUUCAGGCUGCAGCACCUAUUGUUGUUGUAAAUUGUAAUAAAACAAGUUGAUGCAUAAGAGUUUCAAUAUCAU
Molecule: messenger RNA, 1569 nt
Organism: Trifolium pratense (red clover)
Lineage: Eukaryota; Viridiplantae; Streptophyta; Magnoliopsida; Fabales; Fabaceae
Product: UDP-glycosyltransferase 79A6-like
Exons: 1
Coding region: 26-1426 (466 amino acids)
Molecular function (GO): UDP-glycosyltransferase activity
Source: RefSeq, a predicted model, not a curated record